Molecule: messenger RNA, 1459 nt
Organism: Puntigrus tetrazona (Sumatra barb)
Lineage: Eukaryota; Metazoa; Chordata; Actinopteri; Cypriniformes; Cyprinidae
Product: glutathione S-transferase A-like
Exons: 6
Coding region: 97-777 (226 amino acids)
Source: RefSeq, a predicted model, not a curated record
UACGGGCGCGCGCCAGCUCCCACGUGACGCAGUGAAUCUGGUCUCUUCUGCAGGUAGUAAUAUUUUCCCCCCCGAGUUAAAGCUCCGUUAUCGGUCAUGGCGCACAACAUGAUGCUGUACUGGGGCUCCGGUUCUCCUCCGUGCUGGAGAGUCAUGAUCGCUCUGGAGGAGAAGAUGCUGCAGGGAUACAAACACAAACAUUUGUCUUUUGAGAAGAACGAGCACAAGUGUGAAGAAGUGAAAGCUCUCAACCCCAGAGCUCAGGUUCCGACUUUCAAACACGGAGAUAUCGUCGUGAACGAGUCGUUCGCCGCGUGCCUUUAUCUGGAGAGCACGUUUAAGUCUCAAGGCACCCGUCUGAUCCCAGACGACCCGGCCGAACAAGCGCUCGUCUAUCAGCGAAUGUUUGAGACCAACAACCUGCAGCAGAAGAUGUAUGACGUGGCUUUCUACGAGUGGUAUGUUCCUGAAGGAGAGAGACUCGAAUCGGCUCUGAAGAGGAAUAAAGAGAAUUUAAUCACCGAGCUCAAGCUGUGGGACGGAUACCUGGAGAAGAUGGGUAAAGGCUCGUUCCUCGCCGGUAAGAACUUCACCAUGGCUGAUGUGGUUUGUUUCCCCGUCAUCGCGUAUUUCCCACGACUUCACUGUCCUCCAGAGCGGUGUCCCAGACUGAUGGAGUACUACGAGAUGAUAAAAGACCGUCCCAGCAUUAAAGCCAGCUGGCCUCUUGAGUGGCUGGAGAAACCUGAGGGACAAGACACGCUUAAGAACCUGUGAAGAACAUCAGGACUUCCCGAACACCACAGCAGCCAAAAACCAAUUUACAAUUUUCACUUCACUGCAUUAAAUCCUGACCCUUGACUGUUAUCCGUUGGUUUAAAGUGCAGCAGCUUCAGUUUGUCUGGAGUGUGGUAUUUAACCUCUUUAACCCAGCAGGCCACUUCAUUGUUAAUUAUGGCUGUAAUGAUUAAUGUUAACCGCUUUGUUUGGGACUAAUUAAGUUUUAUUCUGUUUGGUCGAAAUAAACCACAUAUUUACCUUCAUUUCAACCAAAAAGGAAGAAAUGUGGUUCAGUUUUACAUGAUUAGCAUUAUACAGCUUACUGUUUUUCUCAACUCACAUACCCAUAGUUAUGUCCCAUAAUUGCAUGAAGUGUGUGGAAUCAUUAUAAAGCCUUAUAAGCAUUUUUUUUAUUAUAGUAAAUAUUGAUUGAUACUAAUGCUUUAGUUACGGUAGGAGCACUUUCACAUUUAGCGCUGUCUCCAAAGAGAAAUAAUACCUAAAACUGGUACAGUAUAAUAAUAUAUUGCUACUUGAUUUAACCUUUAAAUAAAUGUAAUUGUUGUGACCUAAUGUUUUUAAAAGGUGUCAUGACCUGCAUGUAGAGGUCUGUAUUAAAGCCUCCUGCGAGUUUCUGUUUAAAACAUCCUCAUUAUUAAUAAAGCAUUUUUUAAAUCAA